ACACUGGUUGGUUCCGGCUGAUAGUGGUCAGUAAAGGAUGCAGGCGCCACUCGCCAUGCGACUCCUGUGAGUACAGACGUGAUGGUGGUAGGCGCAGAACAGCAGGUUGUGGACGACUGGUCCCCUUAAGGCUGCAAUCGCCUUUGCCUCACCACGACUGUCGUUCGCUACCACGUCGCUCUUUGCCAACUGUACGAUCAUGUUUGUCUCUACUGGGCAAUGGCUAUUGUUUGCGCAUGUCUUCGCGCUGGGUGCCGUUGCGCAUCGGGACUGGUGGCUGCAAGGCCUGCCCAAAUGUUGGCAGGACUGCUUAGGCAACACAGAAGCGGGUUGCGGCUAUAGGAAAUGUAUAUGUCAGACAAGCGAAAGCAGCGCCUCUUACCUCCCCAGCGCCGUCGCGUGCGCCGUCACCAACUGCGAUGCAGACGACUGGGCUCUCGAACUCGUCCUCGGCCCGCUAGAACUGUAUUGCGAUGCGAUAGGCUGUACGAUACCGGCAGAGGUGGUGGAUGAUGCAUAUGAUGCCGUCUCGAGUAGCUACGUGCCGCCAUCGACCACGCGUGCCCCUCCUACGACGACCGCCGCUGCACCGAAGCCGACCACCACCACCAGCGAAAGCGACGACGAUGACAGCGAUGGCUUCACAAGCCCAGUUAGCACAACUAUAACCCGGACGACCACCGAUGGCGACGGCAACACAUUGCAGAUAGUCGUACCCAUAGUAGUGAACCCAACCGGCAUCAGUACAGGCAGCAUUGUCACGUCUACCGUUGCUGGUGCGUCGCCAACGUCUGCGGUGUCAUUGCGCAGCGAAACUGCCCAGCCUUCCGCUCCGGCGCCGACAGCGGGAGCCUCAUCGACCGCAUCUCCACCUUCAUUGGCGACGGGGUCGGGGUCGGAUGAGCCAGAUCCUCCGGCCAACGGCGAUGGAAGCCCUUUCGUGAACAUGCAAGCGGGUGCAGGAAGAUGGGCGGUGUCGAUACCACUUAUGGCAAUGGGUGCUUUCGCCGUGUUGUGGAUGCGCUUAUAGCGGGCGAUCAUCUGUGGUAACGGAGGCGUGCCUGUGGCUUCGCUCGAGGCCGAGGUUUGUAGGGCAAGGGUCAUUGAUCUCGCGUUGGUGAGCGGUGGGCGAUCAUCCGCAAGCAAUAUUUGCUUCCUUCCCGGAAUGUACGAAUGGUCAUGAUCUCUCCGCGUUAUGGGCGUUCUGAGUAGGCGAUGAUGACCUGGGUAUUGCAGUGUUUACUCUUCCCAGUGAGAGAAGGCGGCAACGACGAAGAAUU
Alternaria alternata is the source of this 1280-nucleotide messenger RNA. RefSeq lists its product as hypothetical. The coding region runs from base 200 to 1030 and encodes 276 amino acids. The transcript is spliced from 2 exons. Lineage: Eukaryota; Fungi; Ascomycota; Dothideomycetes; Pleosporales; Pleosporaceae. The record is from RefSeq and is a predicted model, not a curated record.